AUGAAAAUAGUAAACUACGCCAGUGUUGAAAAUCUUUACGAACGGUUUCCGGAUCUUCGGAAGCAAGAUGUUAACGAAUUGGAACAGUGGGUGCAAUCGAAGGCUCAUUUGCCACCGGUAACGGAACUCGAGCUUAUUCAGUUCAUCCAGUCUAACUAUUACGAUUUGGAAGCUGCAAAGCGAACGGUUGAAGCGUUCUUCACUUUUCGUACGAGUUGUAAGGAUUUUUUCCAUGAAAGGGAUAUAAUGGCAGUUCCUGUACAGCGAUCGAUGGAUGUGUUAUCUUUGGUGGUGCUCCCGGGAGAAACGCCAGCAGGAUACCGUGUACUUCUGGCUAAAAUCGUCGAUUCCGAUGCAGCCAAGUUCAACCUGUCAACGCUUUUGAAAUUGGCCUUCAUGUGCGUCGAUGUUGCACUUUGGGAAGAAGGAUGCGCCGAAGGAUUUCAGCUGGUCAUCGACAUGGACGGUCUCCAUUUGGGGCAUUUGCCCAAGUUAGGUAUUUUCACGCUGAGAAACUUUCUGAACUACAUUCAGGAAGCAUUGCCGAUCCGGCUCAAGGGAGUGCACUUGAUUAAUGUUGUUCCGUUCAUCGAUAAGAUCGUGGCUAUGAUUAAACCUUUCAUGAAGAAGGAGAUAUUGGAAAUAUUUCAACUGCAUCAAAAGGAAGAAACAGUUUAUCCCUUUGUGCCCCGGAAGAUGCUGCCCAGCGAAUAUGGCGGAGAAGAGCCGUCUAGAUUGGUUCUGACAAAGCAACUUUUUGACAAGACUAUGGAGCUAAGGGACUUUUUACUAGAAAAGGAACGGUUGCAGAAAGUGGACGAAAGUAAACGUAUAAAAACACGGUCGUUAUCGAAUAUGUUUGGAUUGUUCUGAUAUGUUUAACAGGCCGGACACCGACAACUU
This is a messenger RNA of Ochlerotatus camptorhynchus, 903 nucleotides long. Its product is annotated as alpha-tocopherol transfer protein-like. Gene Ontology annotation, molecular function: phosphatidylinositol bisphosphate binding. The transcript is spliced from 6 exons. Gene Ontology annotation, cellular component: membrane. Bases 1 to 873 code for a protein of 290 amino acids. NCBI's taxonomy places the organism in Eukaryota, Metazoa, Arthropoda, Insecta, Diptera, Culicidae. The record is from RefSeq and is a predicted model, not a curated record.